GCCUCUCAGGUAGUGGAAAUAGACUGCAGGCCUUGGGGAGCGGUAUAUGGUCCAGGGGCGUGGUCGAGGACCUGGAGGCGGGGCAUGCUGCCCCAGGGGCGGGGCCGGCGGCCGCGCAGUCCUGAAGGUUUGGCGAGCUGAGUCCUUCUCCAGCCGCCGGGCAAAGGCAGGACCAUGGGCGUCCAGGAGCGGGAAGUGCGAAGGCGGCGGGGCUGAGCCCAGCUGGGACCUCCGGUCCGGCCAUGGGCGACCGCGAGCGCAACAAGAAGCGGCUGCUGGAGCUGCUGCAAGCCGCGGGCACCGGCAACACGCACUGCGCCGACUGCGGGGCUGCGGAUCCUGAUUGGGCCUCUUACAAGCUGGGGAUUUUCAUCUGUCUCCACUGCUCUGGUGUGCACCGCAACUUCCCAGAUGUCAGCAAAGUUAAAUCCGUGAGACUGGACUUCUGGGACGACAGUAUGGUGGAGUUCAUGACCAGCAAUGGGAAUCUCAACGUGAAAGCCAAGUUUGAAGCAAGAGUCCCAGCUUUCUACUAUGUCCCUCAGGCCAGCGACUGCCUGGUCUUAAAGGAGCAAUGGAUUCGAGCCAAGUAUGAAAGACAGGAGUUUAUGGCUCAUGAGAAAGCUGUCUCGCCCCCAGGUGACCGAGAAGUGUUCCUGUGGAAGCGGGGACGCGACAACGCACAGUUCCUGAGAAGGAGGUUUGUCCUUCUGGCGAGAGAGGGCCUCCUGAAGUAUUACACCAAAGAGGAGGGUAAAGCCCCAAAGGCUGUCAUCAACAUCAAAGACUUGAAUGCCACCUUCCAGACGGAGAAGAUAGGCCAUCCCCAUGGGCUACAGAUCACCUACAGGAGAGAGGGCCGCAUCAGGAACCUCUUUGUGUAUCAUGACAGUGGGAAGGAGAUAGUGGAUUGGUUCAAUGCACUCCGUGCAGCCCGCCUGCAAUACCUAAAAUUGGCCUUUCCUGAUCUCCCAGAGUCUGAGCUCCUGCCGCUCAUCACCAGGAACUACCUCAAACAAGGCUUCAUGGAGAAGACUGGUCCAAAGCAGAGAGAACCCUUCAAGAAAAGAUGGUUUGCCCUGGACGCCCUGGAGCGGAGGUUGCUAUAUUAUAAGAACCCCCUGGAUGCUUUUGAGCAGGGCCAGGUUUUUCUGGGAAGUCAUGAGCAGGGAUAUGAGGUGUGUGAGGACUUGCCCAAGGGUAUCCGAGGGAACCGCUGGAAGGCUGGACUCACUGUCACCACUCCAGAGCGGAAGUUCAUCUUCACCUGCUCCAGUGAGAAGGAACAGCGGGAAUGGCUGGAUUGUCUGCGGGAUGUCCUGUCCAGUCCCCUGUCACCCAUCAACCUCCUCAGUGAGAAGUGGUGGGGGUGGGCUUGGUGGUUCUUUUGGGUGAGGACAGAAAAUGGUUCUUUGCGGUCCCAGAAGGGCCUGACUCAGCGUUCUGAGCUGCCCUUACUUCCUGUCAGAAAAAAAGCACACACAUUGCACGUUAUUGCCAGAAAGUUCUCUCUGCACAAGUUCCUCUGCAGCUGUCCUCACAAGCUUCGGGAGGAGUCCGGUCUGGCAGCACUAUGCCUACCCAGCCGCUCAGAUUCCCUACACCCUUGGCCUUUUUCUCCUAAGAUGAUGCUGGCCUGGUGUCCGCCCUUAGCGGGAGUUCACCCUGCCAGGCUCCUCCUAGGACUCUGGAAUCCUCCCCAUCCCGAGGCAGGGCAGCACUAGCAUGAGCACCUUCCCCAGCCCUCUGGUCUCCCUUACAGCUGCAUCAGCAGAGAGUGGCUGUGGCCUCAGGUGACCGGUCUCCGAAGAGCUGGCUGGCCACUGCGCACCUGAAAUCCUGGAGAAGUGUUCACCUCUUCCCUGGUUGUCCAGAAGGAAGCCCCGAGGCCAGCAGCUGCCCCUGUCAGUGAACUCUGUCAAGACCAAGGAUGUGGUUUAUCUUCCUAUCUUCCGGCUCCCAGGAUCCUUCCAGCAAACAUCUCCCAGGCGUGGGGAGCUGGUACCAGGAUAAAUUUAGCUCUCCAAGCUGAGAAAUCUUGAAGAGAGACAGGUGCAGUGAUGCCUGCCUGUCAAGAGGCAGGAGUGUCCUGAGUUCAGUGCCAGCCUAGACCAUACAGGGAGUUCAAGUCCAGC
Molecule: messenger RNA, 2135 nt
Organism: Onychomys torridus (southern grasshopper mouse)
Lineage: Eukaryota; Metazoa; Chordata; Mammalia; Rodentia; Cricetidae
Gene: Adap2
Product: ArfGAP with dual PH domains 2
Exons: 11
Coding region: 243-1724 (493 amino acids)
Biological process (GO): positive regulation of GTPase activity
Cellular component (GO): plasma membrane; intracellular membrane-bounded organelle
Molecular function (GO): phosphatidylinositol bisphosphate binding; GTPase activator activity
Source: RefSeq, a predicted model, not a curated record